Molecule: messenger RNA, 3108 nt
Organism: Eleginops maclovinus (Patagonian blennie)
Lineage: Eukaryota; Metazoa; Chordata; Actinopteri; Perciformes; Eleginopidae
Gene: leprotl1
Product: leptin receptor overlapping transcript like 1
Exons: 4
Coding region: 109-504 (131 amino acids)
Biological process (GO): late endosome to vacuole transport via multivesicular body sorting pathway; negative regulation of growth hormone receptor signaling pathway
Cellular component (GO): endosome
Source: RefSeq, a predicted model, not a curated record
GCAUCACCACAGGAGUUUCGGUCGAACUCGGCAUCACUCGGCUUCACUCGGAGGGGGGGCACUGUUGUCAUUCGUCAGGGCUGUGAGUCGAGCUUUUGUCCAGGAGAAAUGGCUGGGAUUAAAGCUCUCAUCAGCCUGUCCUUUGGGGGGGCCAUUGGCCUCAUGUUCCUCAUGCUUGGAUGUGCCCUCCCUGUGUACGAUAAAUACUGGCCUUUGUUCCUCCUCUUCUUCUACAUCCUCUCCCCCAUCCCAUACUGCAUCUCUCGGAGGGUGGUCGACGACACAGACUCGGCCAGUAAUGCCUGCAAAGAGCUGGCCAUCUUCCUCACGACGGGCAUCGUCAUCUCAGCCUUCGGCCUGCCCAUCGUCUUCGCCAGAGCUGAAGUAAUCGCCUGGGGUGCGUGUGCGCUCGUGCUAACGGGGAACGUAGUGAUCUUCAGCACCAUCCUGGGCUUCUUCAUCGUGUUCGGAUCCAACGACGACUUCAGCUGGCAGCAGUGGUAAACCAGCAGCAGGGGGGGGGGACCUUAUUCUGAACUGUUUUUAUUAGCAUUACAAUUAUUAUUAUUAUUAUUAUUAUUAUUAUUAUUAUUAUUAUUAUGGUAAAAACUGUUUGGUUCUUGUUGUUGUUAUUUAUAUGAUGACCGCCCACCCAUAGACUCACACCAAACCAGUGCAAUACUUUGUUUUUUUUACCGCCUGCUUCAUAUUGAACUGACACAAGUGGGAUGGAAAAUGCUGACUUACAGUUGGAUUUGUUCUCGUUUUAGUUUUGCUCUUGUGAAUUUUUUCUCCAUUUGUGUGUUUCAUUUGGAGCGACAUAAGCUGAUGAGCGCUGGUGAACAACUGCUGGUUUUAUCUGUGAACAAACAUGUUGAAAAUAGCCCAGUUGAAUGUGGAAGACGACUCAAUCUGACCAAAGGGACAGGGCCAUACCUUUCUCUAUUUAGAAGACACUCUGGUAGAAGCUAAAUGGAGUUUAAAUUAGCAGAACAAUGAUCGAAAAUCUGCAUCAUAUAAACUCAGAUUCCACCACACAUUUCAAUUUGUGUGGAAUUUGUUUAAAACUAAAAUGCUUUUUGUCACUCAAAAGUGGAAAAUAAACAGAUCAAGUGCGGGUUUAAGUUAAGCUUUCUGCUAACGUAAUGCUCAGAUCGCUAUUCUGUGAAAGUGUAGAAGCUCAGUGUGUGUUUUAGACUGUUACAACCCUUCUCAUUUGUACAUCCUGUUACAUGUAUAAAUGUUACUCUUUGUUUGGGACCAUGUUGGCAUUACAUGUUCAAUCAUUUUCAUUUAUGCAAUCCAUAAAAGUCGUAAGCUGUCGCCUCACAAAGUAAGUAGACGAUGUUCAGGAGCAGCAGAGUGUUUGUAUCCUCCUUAAACUCAGACGAGAGGCUUCGUUUAAACAGCCUCAGCGUCACUGCAGAGAUCAAAUUUACCCGACGAGGUGAUUUCCCAGCUGGAUGCUUAUUCGCCGAGUUGUUCUGCAUACGAUAGCUGUUGCCUCACUCUAAUGAACGGCCAUGCCUCGCCGUGUCAGGUGAAGAAAGCACGAGAAGCCGCCAGCUAGGUAGGAUUAUCCCGAGGACAGCGAUUGAAACUGAACGGAGAUAAGAACCGGCCGACUUAUAGCCGCUAAGCUUUUUAAACAGGACCCUUUCAAAAUAAAAGCACCCCUGUGCUCAGUGUAGUUUUCUCUCUCUAAAGGUUUGUCGCACAUUUCCUCACACCAGCAUUCUCAUGGUUUAUGAUUUCUAUGUUCUCCGGUCUGAAGGAAAUAGUUUGGGUUGUGUAAUAUGUAGACAGGUUUAGCUCUCCUGUUUCACUGCAUUAGAGGGAAUGAGUGUCUGGCUCCUGGUUGAAUGGAGGGUCAAGGGUCGGACAUUAUCCUUUGGACGUUGAUUUUGAUUUUGUUUUGGUUCAUUUUGAAUAUGUGCCCUCUGGAAGACACUUUUAUUUUAUUUAAAUAAGAACUGAUGACUGAUGAUAAUUUAUAAUGUGUCCCAAUAUUUAACAUGUUCUUGUGUUCUUGUGUUGUAGGCCAUCCCAGAAUUGUUUAUUUUUACCAUGGGUUUGCAUGCACACUGAUUUCCAAUGAAAGUUUAAUCCUUCUGAUAAAAAAAAGGAAAAAUUAGGCAAAAAAAACCAUGAUGGUACUACAGGGGUUAUUAUUUAUGUACAUGUGCUUACACUAUAAACUGUUUGUCAAGACAGAGUAAAAGCACAUACGUUGCUUUAAAACCGUCAUUUGUGAUUCCUGUAUCUAUUUUUGUAUGGAUGACACAAACAAGACACAAUUCCCUUAUCAAUGAACUUUACAAAUGUUGAUAGGUGGUCUAAAAAUAAUACUUUGAUAGCUGAUUACUAGCUUUAUGCUAAGCUAAUCGCUACCCGGUUCUAUACUUGGAGCACAGACAUGAGAAUAUCUGUCUUCUCAUCUGAUUCACAUUAACAGCUUCAAUUUCUAAAGAUAAACAGAAAGUAAAACUCUUAAAUUAACUACAUUAUGUCUUAAAUCAAUUAACAAAUCUCUGAGAAAAGCAUUGGAAAUCUACAGAGGAAACCCCCGGCUAAAAAUGCUAACUGACCCUGGGCUCUGGCACUGCAGUUCGACAUUAACACUCCUCUUUAAGAUAUUUAUUUCCUCUGUUACACAAAUCCCUCAGUGAAGGCACUGAUUGUAGAAAAGCACCAUAAAAACCAUGGCAGCUUUCUUAAUAUCCAGUUAUAUGUAACUAAGUGAGUGAAUAUUGAACACUACUGACAUGAUUUGUGAAUAUUGUUACGUGACACCACUUUUGAAUUGAACGCGCUCUGAACAUCAGGGGAACGUCUGUGUGACACUGUGGAUUUUAAGCUAAACUCCUCAAAUGUUCUCCGACUUUGUUCUGGUGUGUCGCUGUGGGCCGGGUUUCUCUGUGUUUCUGUGAAGAGAAUCUGAUCCGGGGAGGGAUAUUGUAUUUCUUUAUUUUAAUAAGGAGCUUUGUGUCAACAUCCAACGCCAUUUCGAUCUACGAUGUUUCUGUUUAGUAGGCAGAAGUCAGCAUGGUGGUCUUCUUCUUCUUCUUCCUUUUUUUUUUUUUUUUUUAAAUAAACGCCAUUUUUGAA